This is a messenger RNA of Camelina sativa (false flax), 2074 nucleotides long. RefSeq names its product DEAD-box ATP-dependent RNA helicase 8. NCBI's taxonomy places the organism in Eukaryota, Viridiplantae, Streptophyta, Magnoliopsida, Brassicales, Brassicaceae. Gene Ontology annotation, molecular function: nucleic acid binding; RNA helicase activity; ATP binding. The record is from RefSeq and is a predicted model, not a curated record.
CAAACAUUAUAAUUUUAUCAUCUCUGUGCUCCCUCUGCUCUCUCUCGUCUCUCUGUUUCACGCGAGAACCUUCGUCUCUAUAUUACUGUUGACCCUUUUGAUCCCUCUCCCUCUCUCGUUCCUCGCGUGGACCUUCUUUCCAAAAUAUCAAAUCCCUAAAUUUCGCUUGCUUUUGGAUUUUAAAUUCUAGAUCUGCUACCCCUUACAUCUCCGAUUUUGUGAUUUUUACAAACCCUAGAUUUCUCCGGAAGAGUUUUUUUUUCCUCUGUAACUAAAUUGCGAUUUUUUUUCCUCUCUCUCUAAAAUUCCGACAUUACCAUAGGUUGUGUAUUACCGUAGCAAAACCCUAGUUCCGGUUUGGUAUUCUUGGUGUACAGAUCCCUCCUUAGUCAGAGUUUUUGGUUAUUAGCGUUUGUUUAGAGGUUGUGAUGAACAAUCGAGGAAGGUAUCCUCCUGGAAGUGGCGCUGGCCGUGGUGCCAUUAACCCUAACCCUAAUUACCAAUCACGGCAGGGUUAUUAUCAACAGCAACCACAGCCACAAUACGUUCAGCGCGGUGGUUACGCUCAGAAUCACCACCAACAAGCGCCGUCUCAGCCACACCAAUACCAACAGCAACAGCAACAACAACAAUGGCUUCGAAGAGCUCAGAUCCCCUCCGGCGGUAACAGUAACGGUGAUGCAGUUGUAGAAGUUGAGAAAACUGUUCAGUCCGAAGUUAUCGACCCAAAUUCGGAAGAUUGGAAGGCUAAGCUAAAACUACCCGCACCUGAUACUCGCUACAGAACAGAGGAUGUGACAGCCACCAAAGGGAACGAGUUUGAAGAUUAUUUUUUGAAACGGGAGCUUCUCAUGGGAAUUUAUGAGAAGGGUUUUGAAAGACCUUCUCCUAUUCAGGAAGAGAGUAUUCCAAUUGCCUUAACUGGUAGAGAUAUCCUUGCCAGAGCAAAGAACGGGACUGGGAAGACUGCCGCCUUUUGUAUUCCUGUCUUGGAAAAAAUUGACCAAGAUAACAACGUUAUUCAAGCUGUUAUAAUUGUUCCAACUCGAGAAUUAGCCCUUCAGACAUCACAGGUGUGUAAGGAGCUGGGUAAGCAUUUGAAGAUUCAAGUCAUGGUGACCACAGGGGGAACCAGUCUGAAAGACGAUAUUAUGCGUUUGUAUCAGCCUGUCCAUUUACUGGUAGGAACUCCUGGCAGAAUUCUUGAUCUUACCAAGAAAGGUGUUUGUGUUUUGAAAGAUUGUUCGGUGCUCGUUAUGGAUGAGGCGGAUAAGCUUUUGUCUCAAGAGUUCCAACCUUCAGUGGAACAUUUGAUUAGCUUUCUUCCGGAAAAUCGACAGAUAUUGAUGUUUUCAGCCACGUUUCCUGUCACUGUCAAGGCUUUUAAGGAUAGAUUUCUGACGAAUCCUUACGUCAUCAAUCUCAUGGAUGAACUUACGCUCAAGGGUGUUACCCAAUUCUAUGCAUUCGUAGAAGAACGACAGAAGAUUCAUUGCUUGAAUACACUAUUUUCCAAGCUGCAAAUUAACCAAUCAAUCAUAUUCUGUAAUUCUGUAAACCGUGUGGAGCUCUUAGCUAAAAAAAUCACAGAACUUGGGUAUUCGUGCUUUUACAUCCAUGCAAAGAUGCUUCAAGACCACCGGAACAGAGUGUUCCAUGACUUUCGCAAUGGUGCAUGCCGGAAUCUUGUGUGUACUGACUUAUUCACACGUGGGAUUGACAUCCAAGCAGUCAAUGUGGUGAUAAACUUUGAUUUCCCCAAAAAUGCAGAAACUUAUCUCCAUAGGGUUGGUCGAUCAGGAAGGUUUGGCCAUCUUGGUUUAGCUGUGAAUCUUAUCACCUAUGAGGACCGAUUUAACCUUUACCGAAUUGAACAAGAGCUUGGAACAGAGAUUAAGCAAAUUCCUCCACAUAUCGAUCAGGCAAUUUAUUGCCAAUAACUAAGGGUUAUCCUGGUCGGCUGUUAGGUGAAUCAGUAAUAAGUGGUUGGUUGAAGCAAUGGUUAGACAGUUGUCUUAUCUAGCCGUGCAGGACAACGACAACCCAAAAAGGCUUCACAUUCUGCCUCUACCUC